ACUCAGGACAGGCAGUCAAAUACAGCUAGAACGUUUGGAAAAGUCAAUUAAUUAUAACAAAAUGUUGGUUCUAGGACUAACAGUGGUACUUUGCUUUCCACUAAUAUGUUUCUCGGUUCCAGUAAUAUCAUCAGAUACAUUGAAACCAGCUGUUAGCGUUCACAAUCAGCAAGUAGUAGCCGGGCUGCUGCAUCAUGUACUGGGAACAUUAGGACACGAAUUAACAAAAGAACGGGAAAUUCCUGAAUUUGAAAAUGAUUAUAAGGCAGAGGAUGAACCAGAUCAUGAACUGCUACACGAUAACACGGCGGAAAUACACCAGACAGAGGAUGAACCAGAUCAUGAACCGCUACACGAUAACAUGGCGGAAAUACAUAAGAAAGAGGGUGAACCAGAUCAUGAACUGCUACACGAUGACAUGGCGGAAAUAUAUAAGGAUUAUGGAUCUCCUGAAUUUGAAACUUAUUUAAAGGCAGAGGAUAAACCAGUUUAUCGUACUCUACAUGAGAACAUGGCAGAAAUACAUGAGCAUUUCUCCGGAAAUGUCUGGGAAAUUCUAGAGAAUUUGCAACAAGUUGCUGAAAUGAGUAACCCAGAUCCUACACCAGUUCUGAAGCAUGAUUGUUUGAGAAAAGCGCUGAAGAAACUGAUCUCGAUGGAAAAAGAUAUGGAGAAGAUGAUCCAAGCAUUGUUAGUAAAAUUUCGACCGAAACGCAUUAAAUGCCCGGAACCGGCUGCCACCGAAUCUAAUGAAGUGAAAAUGUACCACAAGGUCCAUUGUGUAAUAGCCGUUGUAUCGGAGCUGAUGACUCAAGCACAAAAAUUGAUUGACGACUACUCUUCGGGCAACAUUCAGAUCGGUGAUGUUGUGGAUCUGUUAAAUUUGGAUUUGGAUAUGAAGAAAAUUAGUGACGAUCUUUUGGAGAUGUCCGCAGCUAAGACUGGUUACUUUGAUGACUAUGAUUCAGCUGAUUACGAUGAUGACUAUUAUAACUAUGAUUCAGCUGAUUACAAUGAUGACUAUUACAACUAUGAUUCAGCCGAUUACAAUGAUGAUUAUUAUAACUAUGAUUCAGCUGAUUACGAUGAUGACUAUAACUAUGAUUCAGCCGAUUACAAUGAUGAGUAUUAUAACUAUGAUUCAGCUGAUUACGAUGAUGACUAUUAUUACAAUGAUAACUAUGAUAAUUAUGAAUAUUAUGAUUACGAUAACGAUACAUUUUAUGAUUAUAACAAUACCGAUUAUCACGAUUACUAUAAUGAUAAUUUACCUUUUCAACAAGACGUUCCAUACCAUAUUCCUGACGAACACUUAAGGCCUGCAAUGGGUCCUCGUUUUCAUGACAGACACAUGGAUCCUCAUUACCAUGGCAGACACAUGGGUCCUCAUUUCCGUGGCAGACACAUGGGUCCUCAUUUUCAUGGCAGACACAUGGAUCCUCAUUUCCGUGGCAGACACAUGGGUCCUCAUUUCCAUGGCAGACACGUGGGUCCUAAUUUCCCACAUAGACACCUGGGUCCUGGGAAUACCUAUUUCAACAACCACCAACAGAGAUACGACUACGACAACGAUGUGAACAAUAACGAUAAUAACGACUAUAACAUGAAUACGAGUCCCCACGAGACCGGUAUGUAUCCCAACGAAGGCGAUACGUAUCUCAACCAACAUGAUUCUGGUAUAUAUCCCAAUUCCCACGACGGCGAUACGUAUCCCAGCCAACAUGGUUCUGAUAUGUAUCCUGGCCAACAUGAGGGCUAUUUGCAUCCGAAUGAUGAUAUGAUGAACAACAAUCAGAACAACUUCGACCAGUAUAAGGACCACGAUUACCACACUACUGGUUACAACUACCAUAAUGACAACCCCAACGGCUACAACAAUGACAAUGAUGCAUAUGGCAUGCAUACCACGCAACACGAGGGUUUUAUGCAUCCGAAUGAUGAUAUGACGAACAACAAUCAUAAUAACAUCGACCAGUAUAACGACCACGAUUACCACACUACCGAUUACAACUACCAGAAUGACAACCCCAAUUACAACUACCAGAAUGACAACCACGAUGACAACUACCAGUACCACGACGAUUACAACUACCAGUACCACGAUGAAAACACAGAUUACUAUGGAAGCGUAGAUAAUCUGAAUGAUGAUGAUAUGAAUUCCAAUGAGGAAAUCGUAAAUACAAAUGAUGCUGAGCACAAUAUUAACAUUCACGGUGAUACUUGGAGCUGGGUUCAUGUACUGAAAAAUCACCCAUUCUUUUCUAAUUUAGUUCAUAGAAAAUGAAGAAUUUCCCACCUAUUUUAACCUUUUAUACCAAUCAUAGUCUGUCAAUUUGAGAAUAUAUUUUAUCUUUAAAUCCAAUUAAACUUUAAGCAGUGUGUAUUAUGUACAUCAAAAAAAUAAUAAUCUUUCUAGGUAAAACCCAUCUUCAUUAGCCCAGUCGGUGUCGAAAAGGGGGACGUUAAACUCCAUUUCAUUUGUGAGAUAAAUUAUCGGGUUAAAAAUCCGAUGACUGUUUCGUUUCGUUUUAUUUUUGAUGUUGUGUACUACAUUGUAAUCUGACAUAGCUUUUUGGCUAUCCGGGUUCUUACUGACCAACCAGACUGCCCGUAUUGCUGUUAACGGGAAUUGUGGGGAUUUUAAAACCAAGUGUACAAGGGCUAAAUCUGUUUGUUAAGGCCAGCUCAAUUUUCGUCUAGGUCGCUGAGAUGUAAAUAUAGUUCGGGCACGUGAUUGUUGGCGAGAUUGUAGGUUAGGGUUUGGGUAAGCAUUAGGGCUAGGUCCAGGGUUAGGUUUAACCAAACUUGAAGUUAGCCUUAUCAAAUAAAUCUAACCGCGUACAGCGAUGAUUCUGAGUUUAAUUGUAUGUUCCCAGGUAGAACACUUUUGUGUUGGAUUACAAUGUACUGUAAAAAACAAUAAACGAAACGAAAUUGUAAUCUAAUCAUUUUAAAUUUCGAUUCAUUUCAUUAUCCACACCCUAACCUCAAUCAAGUCGUCAAAGAAUUUGGUUAGUUACCAGACACGCCAAAUAACCGACUUAACCAAUCAAACUAAUGUGGCCAUUUAUGAUUAAUCCAAAAAAGAUCAAGGCUCCUGAAACCCCUUUUAAGCUCAAUUGAAGAAGAUUACUCAGUCGUAAUCAAAAUCUUAUAUCGAACUGUUUCAUGUAAUUACCUUAUAACCAAAAUAAAUAUGU
Molecule: messenger RNA, 3200 nt
Organism: Patella vulgata (common limpet)
Lineage: Eukaryota; Metazoa; Mollusca; Gastropoda; Patellidae
Product: probable serine/threonine-protein kinase clkA
Exons: 8
Coding region: 62-2284 (740 amino acids)
Source: RefSeq, a predicted model, not a curated record